Zea mays is the source of this 922-nucleotide messenger RNA. RefSeq lists its product as uncharacterized. The coding region runs from base 104 to 676 and encodes 190 amino acids. Lineage: Eukaryota; Viridiplantae; Streptophyta; Magnoliopsida; Poales; Poaceae. The record is from RefSeq and is marked validated. Gene Ontology annotation, cellular component: endoplasmic reticulum. The transcript is spliced from 6 exons.
ACGAGGAGAGCGAGGGAGCGAGACGAGAUCCAUUCCCAACUUCAGCUGCGCCUCGACUCGUAGCCCGAACCCUAGCCACCAAGCCGGAGGCGAGAGAGCAGCCAUGGCGCGGUGCCUCGCGCUCGUCGCCCUCCUCGUACUCGGCCUCGCCGCCGCCGCCUCCGCGGCCGACGCGCCCUUCGUCGUCGCGCACAAGAAAAUUUCGCUCUCCCGCCCCAAGCCGGGCGUCGAGCGCGUCGCUGUCUCCCUCGACCUCUACAACCAGGGAUCCGCGACUGCCUAUGAUGUGUCCAUUAAUGACGACUCUUGGCCAACAGAAGUGUUUGAGCUUGUCACUGGAGAGAAAUCGAAGACAUUGGAAAGGCUUGACCCUGGUGCCACUGCUUCACACACAUAUGUCCUGGAGACCAAAACACAGGGCAGGUUCCAGGGUUCACCAGCUAUCAUUACAUACCGUGUUCCCACAAAGACAGCUCUUCAGGAGGCAUACUCAACUCCCAUCUUCCCACUGGAUAUUCUCGCUGAGAGACCUCCAGAGAAGAAGUUUGAAUGGGCUAAGAGGCUUGUGAUGAAAUACGGGUCACUUGUGUCUGUUGUCUCUUUUGUUGGACUGUUUAUCUACCUUGUCGCGAGCCCGUCGAAGAGCAGCUCAAAGGCAAGCAAGAAGAGACGCUGAUCUACUUAUAGGUCGCAGUUGACGGUGUAGCUGGUGGUUUUGCCUGGAGGAACUCUUGGUAGUUUGAGCUGUGCGAAAGCUUUUAAGUUUACAUUUACUCACCACUCCAUGAACGGCAACGAAGUAUUCAUCAGUUAGAAAAGUGCACCUAUAAUUUUGGUUGCUUAUAACUUUCUAUUUGUCAGAGAUUUAACUCGAAGGACCUGUAACUAGGAAAGUUAAUUUUGCUUGGAAGAACAUUUUGAU